AUGGCAUCUACCAGCCCUCCAGCGCUGACCAUAACAUUUACACCUCCACCAUCAUGUACGACCGACACGUGCAUGAUUGAAAAUCUGUCAGGUACAGAUUACUACACGACCACUGUAACAACAGGUCUCACUGGCUGGUGGCUGAACCUUGGCCCGACGGACUGGAGUACUUGCUUCCCUUCGGGAUAUGCACAGGCGACUGACUUUUACUACUCUCCUGGUAUUUGUCCAUCGGGCUACUGGACUGCCUUCCAAUCAGCCUAUACUUCCAGUGGGGAGGCUGCUGAAACCCAUGCCACCUGCUGUCCAAUAAAUUACAGCGUCCAGACCCGAAGCGAUCUGCUUUGGUUUACCACGAACCAAUGUACCUCCCGACACACCGAGCUGAGCGUUUGGACCUACACCAAAGGGGGAGUAGUUUCUAGCUUGACGACCACAGCGGACGGUAUCAAUGCCAAAGGAGUCUCUAUUCGCUGGCGUGCCUCGGACCUUAUUACUGUCACUACGACGAGCUCAUUGCAAACCACAACUAGCACAGGAAUCCGUGAUCCAACAGCAACACCAACAUCGACACCAACAUCGACGGCCCAGGAAACAUAUUCGUCCACCAGCGGGCUGUCGACAGGAGCCAAAGCAGGCAUCGGUGUUGGUAUAUCUGUUGGCGCUCUUCUCAUACUCGCGGUAAUAGUCCUGAUAUGGAUGUUGCGACGGAAAGCCAAGAAGGAAGGCCCUUCUCCCAACGACACAAAGCCUACACAUCGCAGCAGAUACAUGCCGCCCACAGAACUUGAAGAUAACGGAGCAGCGUACGGGUCCACGGAAGCCAACCACAGCCACCCAAGCCAGCCAAGUCCACUGAAUGAACUCGACUCAAAACACAUUGCUGCGGAGCUGCCCGCGCAAUGA
Molecule: messenger RNA, 906 nt
Organism: Penicillium hordei
Lineage: Eukaryota; Fungi; Ascomycota; Eurotiomycetes; Eurotiales; Aspergillaceae
Exons: 2
Coding region: 1-906 (301 amino acids)
Source: RefSeq, a predicted model, not a curated record